CCGCAGCCCCGAACCAUGAUGAAGACCUUGUCCAGUGGGAACUGCACACUCAGUGUGCCCGCCAAGAACUCGUACCGCAUGGUGGUGCUGGGCGCCUCGCGGGUGGGCAAGAGCUCCAUCGUCUCUCGCUUCCUCAACGGCCGCUUCGAGGACCAGUACACGCCCACCAUCGAGGACUUCCACCGGAAGGUCUACAACAUCCGCGGCGACAUGUACCAGCUGGACAUCCUGGACACGUCUGGCAAUCACCCCUUCCCUGCCAUGCGCAGGCUCUCCAUCCUCACAGGCGACGUUUUCAUCCUGGUGUUCAGUCUGGAUAAUCGGGACUCCUUCGACGAGGUCAAGCGCCUCCAGAAGCAGAUCCUGGAGGUCAAGUCCUGCCUGAAGAACAAGACCAAGGAAGUGGCAGAGCUGCCCAUGGUCAUCUGCGGCAACAAAAGCGACCAUGGCGAGCUGUGCCGCCAGGUGCCCACCACCGAGGCCGAGCUGCUGGUGUCGGGCGACGGGAACUGUGCCUACUUCGAGGUGUCGGCCAAGAAGAACACCAACGUGGACGAGAUGUUCUACGUGCUCUUCAGCAUGGCCAAGCUGCCGCACGAGAUGAGCCCCGCCCUGCACCGCAAGAUCUCCGUGCAGUACGGGGACGCCUUCCACCCCAGGCCCUUCUGCAUGCGCCGAGUCAAGGACAUGGACGCCUACGGCAUGGUCUCGCCCUUUGCCCGCCGUCCCAGCGUCAACAGUGACCUCAAAUACAUCAAGGCCAAGGUCCUCCGGGAGGGCCAAGCCCGCGAGCGGGACAAAUGCACCAUCCAGUGA
Messenger RNA from Mesoplodon densirostris (Blainville's beaked whale), 816 nucleotides. It is a transcript of the gene RASD2, whose product is annotated as RASD family member 2. The record is from RefSeq and is a predicted model, not a curated record. The coding region runs from base 16 to 816 and encodes 266 amino acids. The transcript is spliced from 2 exons. NCBI's taxonomy places the organism in Eukaryota, Metazoa, Chordata, Mammalia, Artiodactyla, Ziphiidae. Gene Ontology annotation, molecular function: GTPase activity; GTP binding.